UCUAAAUCAGUCAAAUCGACAGAGUUCAGUACUAGAUGCAUGAUUGAAACCAUCCUGGUCAAAUGAACCUUCUACUGCAUAUGAUGGUUUUGGUAUUCGCUAACUGUUCUGCGUUACGGCGAAAGUGGCAAUGUCGCCGAAGGAAGCUCGUCCCCUAAGAUCUAACUCUGCUUCUUUGAUUACUUCCCAGAGUGUCCUCGCAGCCGUAUGGAGCUUUCGUCAAAAUCAAGUUACUGAGUUACUGAGGCCAUAUCAAUCUUUCUGGCUGAUUGAUAGCCCAAGAAGUCUUUCGGUCAAAGUAGAAUCCAUCCCACCAUUCCGAGAGCUAUUGGUAGCAAGAUUUCCCAACAGUGUCUCCAAGUCAAUGGCAAGGGAAAGCAAGAUGGAGCCCCAAUCAUACAGAUGUUAAGUGUAUCUGCGGCUAGGAUAAAUCGCUACCAGCUUG
Molecule: messenger RNA, 445 nt
Organism: Paraphaeosphaeria sporulosa
Lineage: Eukaryota; Fungi; Ascomycota; Dothideomycetes; Pleosporales; Didymosphaeriaceae
Exons: 1
Coding region: 131-409 (92 amino acids)
Source: RefSeq, a predicted model, not a curated record